Molecule: messenger RNA, 2148 nt
Organism: Jatropha curcas
Lineage: Eukaryota; Viridiplantae; Streptophyta; Magnoliopsida; Malpighiales; Euphorbiaceae
Source: RefSeq, a predicted model, not a curated record
AUGCGUGCUUCUAAUCAGCCGCCAGCUGCUAGUUCAACAUCUUCUAAUGGCCCUACUAUGCCUAAAUCAGAGACAGUUAAUGGUACAUUAGGAUUCUCAUCCGCAGUUGCAAGUACAAAUCAGGGUUCUACAUUGCAAAGCGAUGUAGGUAAAAGGGCAGUGUGGAAUGAGGAUAAUCAAAUGAUAAAUGGUAAAGGCAAACCAGAUCCUUUGAAAUCUGUGAAACAGAAUGUUGUGGAUUUUCGUGCCAACGCAUCAGAGAAACCAGCCACAAUUGAUGAAACUACUGCAACAUUGAGUAAUCGGUCUUCCAGUCCUCCAGCAUCUAAGCACGGUGAAUGGGGCUCUUCUUUGGUGUCAAAUGAUACAAAUUCUUUUGUUUGUACAUUGCCAUCUUUUGAGCCUGAGAAAGGGGGAACUGUUGCAACUGAUAUGCCGGCAAUAAAGGUUGAGAGUACAGUUAGAAGUGAACCAUCUGGUGUAACUAGAACUAAUAAUUCACUUACAGAUCAGAGUGCUAUAAAAUCACCUGGGAGUCAAGCAUUACAGCAACAUUAUGUUGACCAAUAUCAAGAACCUUUAGCUUCACCAGUAACUGAGAACAAUUCUUGUUGGAGUGAACAAUCUGAUUGGAGAACAGAUACUCAAACUCAAACAGUUACAAAUACCGUGUCUGAAGUAGAGGAGGAUAUAAUAUCAUUUGAUAAUCAAAGGCUUAAGGAUCCGGAAGUAGUCAGCCGUACUACAUACCUUCCAAACUCUGCUAAUUCGCUCCAUGUUUCAAAUCAUUCUAGGUCUCAUUCUUUGCAAAUUAAUGAUCCUUUUGGUGUCAUUAAUGUAAAUGCUGAUCCUAUAUUUGUAGAUAAUAGGGUUGGUGACCGUACACUUCAUCAUGCCUCUAGCAAUACUGAAAUAUCAAAUGGAUACCCUGAGAAAUUGAUAAGCAGUUCUGCUGGUCUGGAUAGAAAUAUGGGGCGUUCCUUCUCUCUACCAAUUGAAGGGGAAGUGAAGCAAAUGGGCAGGUUACAGGGUGAUACUACUGCAUUGGAUGCUGGUGAGAGCAGCAUAAUUUCAAAUAUAUUGUCACUAGAUCUCGAUUCCUGGGAUGACUCAUUAACUUCACCUCAGAAUUUGGCUAAAUUGUUGGGUGAAACUGACAAACAGCCUAGCCCUCUCAAAAUGUCUAGUUCUUGGAAGGUUCAAAAUAAUAAUAAUAAUCAGUCUAGGUUCUCCUUUGCUAGACAGGAGGAAUCAAGAAAUCAAUUAGUCGAUGUUCAUCCUUCAUUUAGUGUUUUUGGACAGAUGCCAAAGAACGUCUCAUUUAACCAGGACUUUUCUGAAAGAAGGAAUUCAUAUUUUGAUAAGCUUGGAAUGGGAAAUGGUUUCUCUUCCAGUAAUUUUGAGGAAUCUGAAACUUUUACAAGUGGUCCUUCAGUUUUCUCUUCAAAUAAGCCUCCUUCUGUUUCAAGAGCUCAAAUUUCUGCCCCUCCUGGUUUCUCCGUGCCUAACAGAGCUCCACCUCCAGGCUUUUCUUCUCAUGAGAGGAUGGACCAUAUUUUUGAUUCUAUCUCAGGGGGUCAUUUGCUCGACUCUUCUUCCUUGAUGAGAAAUUCAUAUCAAGCACCUCCAGCUGGAAACAUUAGUAGCAGUGGAGAUAUUGAAUUCAUGGAUCCUGCAAUUUUGGCAGUUGGUAAAGGGAGACUUCAAGGUGCACUUAACAACCCAGGCUUAGACAUGAGGUCAAAUUUCCCACAACAACUAAGUGCCUUCGAGAAUGAGGCAAGACUUCAGCUGUUGAUGCAAAGAUCUCUCUCACCACACCAGAACCUGAGAUAUGCUGACAUUGGGGAUAGCUUUUCUUCUCUCAGUGAUUCAUAUGGCAUUUCAUCAAGGCUUGUGGAUCAAUCACAAAUGAACAAUUUAUCUCCAUUCAUGCAAAUGUCCCUUCAGCAUUCUAGGAAUGGUGUUAUGUCAAAUGGUCACUGGGAUGGCUGGAAUGAAGUUCAGGGUGGAAAUAAUCUGGGCGUGGCAGAACUCCUACGAAAUGAGAGACUAGGAUUGAACAAGUUCUACUCUUCUGGGUAUGAAGAUUCCAAGUUUCGUAUGCCAAGUUCUGGGGACUUGUAUAACAGAACAUUUGAGAUGUGA